Messenger RNA from Solanum verrucosum, 1169 nucleotides. RefSeq names its product zingipain-2-like. Bases 76 to 1122 code for a protein of 348 amino acids. The record is from RefSeq and is a predicted model, not a curated record. The transcript is spliced from 2 exons. Gene Ontology annotation, molecular function: cysteine-type endopeptidase activity. Gene Ontology annotation, cellular component: lysosome. Lineage: Eukaryota; Viridiplantae; Streptophyta; Magnoliopsida; Solanales; Solanaceae.
AGCCUUUCAAUCAAUAUAUCUUAUUACAAUAACAAAAAAAAAACAAUUAUUUUACCUAAGUAUUUUCUUGUAAUUAUGGCUUUGGUUCUUGCAUGGAAAACACAAUUCACCCUUCUCUUUGUGAUUUUUGGGAUGUAUGCAUCUCAAGUCACUUGUAGAAACCUUCAAGAUUCAUCCUCCAUGUUGGAAAAACACGAGUCGUGGAUGGCGCGACAUGGAAGAACUUACGAAAAUGAUAUAGAAAAGGCGAAAAGAUUGAAUAUUUUCAAGAAGAACGUCAAAUUUAUUGAGUCAUUCAACAAUAAUGGUAGUAGGUCAUAUAAAUUAGGCAUCAAUAAAUUUUCUGAUCUUACUUCUGAGGAAUUCUUGAGGUAUUAUACUACUAAUCAUGGACUUAAUAAUAAGUUUUCUUCUAUAAAAUCUCAAAAAUUAUCUCCAACAACAAUUUCAUCAUUCAAGUAUGAAAAUAUAAGUGAUGUUCCAUCUGAAAUGGAUUGGAGAAAGAGUGGUGUUGUCACUAGCAUCAAAGAUCAAGGUCGAUGUGGAUGUUGUUGGGCAUUUUCCGCGGUCGCGGCCUUAGAAGGAGCAAAUAAACUCUCAACGGGAAAAUUAAUUUCACUCUCCGAGCAACAAUUACUAGAUUGUUCAACCGAAAACCACGGUUGUAACGGCGGAUUAAUAACCAUGGCCUACGAUUACAUCGUAAAAAAUAAUGGUAUCGCAGCAGAAUCCGAUUACCCUUACGAAGAAAAUCAAGAUUCAUGCAAAAUACAAGACUCGAUAGUAAAAAUGAGUAGCUACGAAAUGUUACCUCCAUCAAGUGAACCAACGUUACUUACCGCGGUGGCGCGACAACCUGUAUCGGUGGGUAUCGCGGUGAAUAAAGAGUUUAUGUCAUACCAAAGUGGAGUUUAUGAUGGAAAUUGUGGUGAUGAAGUUAAUCAUGCAGUUACAAUAAUUGGUUAUGGUACAAAUAAUGAAAAUGGUGCAAAGUAUUGGAUAAUUAAGAAUUCAUGGGGGUCUAGUUGGGGUGAAAAUGGUUAUAUGAAAAUUGCUAGAGAUAUUGGAAAUAAUGAUGGUCUUUGUAGGAUAGCUACUAUGGCUUCAUAUCCUAUUGUUUAGAAAAUUUGGUUUAAAUUAAUAGCACAUGAUCUUUAGUGCUUGUUUGG